GUGACCUCCGAGAUCAACUCACGGUCGCUACACCUGCACGGCGCCUCCACCCGGUGCACCCACGUGACGCGUCGGAAAUGGGGCGUGUCAGUCAUCUCUAGAAGACCACGCCCCCCGGGAAGGGAAGAAGUUCAAUGUGCAGCGGACCGGGGAAGUGUGCGCACGAAGUGCGGGAGCUGCGUGCCGUUCAGUGACAGCUCCGUGUGCCGUCCGUGUCCCAGGGAUCGAGAGCCUCCAUCUGCUCUAACUCGGCAGCGGAGAAAGGCGAUUACGUGACCCCGGCUGACAGACAGGUGGAAUUGAAGUUACUGCCUUCGUGUCACAGGACUGGGACGUCACGUGAGGAUUGUUGCCCCCCUCUGUGUAAUGCCACCGCUGGUCUCGCUGCUGGUGACGUUGAACUACUUGUUUUCUUCUGGAGCUGAAGGAAUGUGCGCACCCCAAACAGAAGAUGAAUAAGCAAUUGUGUUCAUCCGGUGUUCUCCAGCCUAUGUAUAAGAACAUUACCGGCAGUCUCUGUUACGCUUCCUGAGUCAAGAACGGAAUAUUAAUAUGGGGGAAGAAAGGAACCUCGGGGUGUCGCAGAAGAUGUUGUCUCCAUCUCGGAGUACCAGCAGUUGCUCCUCAAAGUUGGGAAGUCGCCAGGAUAGCUGGGAAAUUGUCGAAGGCCUCCGCAGUAGCACAAGCAGUAUGCAGGAGCCACAAAAAAAGGAGGGAUUUUUGCUUAAGAAACGAAAAUGGCCUCUGAAAGGCUGGCACAAGAGGUACUUCUAUGUGGACAAAGGGAUUUUGAAGUAUGCCAAGGGUCCGACUGAAAUGGAGAAAGGUAAACUACACGGUUGCAUUGAUGUUGGACUUUCUGUGAUGUCGGUGAAGAAAUCAACUAAGUGCAUUGAUCUGGAUACAGAAGAACAUAUAUACCACCUCAAGGUAAAACCUCCAGAGGUUUUUGAGGACUGGAUACUGAAGCUCCGUGACCAUCGUCUUUACCGUCAGAAUGAAAUUUCCGUGUUUCCACAUGAUCUAAAUACUCAGUUUUUCCCACUUCUCUCAACCACAGAAUCCGCUUCCAGUUUUGAUCCCAUCAGCACUCCACAAGAAACGCCAUUCAUCAGGCAGAAUUCACUGAAGCUGGCAGGCGGCCUGAACUUUUCCUGCUUAAAUAAUGACGGCAAAGUCCCAGCCUGGCUCCAGUCUAAUGACGAUAUGGAUAAAUGUGCUAAAGACCUGUCACAGUGUCACAGCUAUCUGGUGGAAAUGAGUCAACUUCUACAGAACAUGGAGGUUCUUCAUAGGACAUAUUCUGCACCUGCAAUAAACGCCAUCCAGGCUGGUGCUCUUGAAAGCCCCAAGAAAGAGAAAGGAAUACACCGGAAGAAGUGGAGAACAAAAGGCAGUAACAAAGAUGCAAAAGGCUCCUUACAGGUGCCACAAACCUUUGCCGGGAAUGUAAGAUUGCAUGCUUCCAACCCAAACCUCUCCACCAUAGAUUACACAGAGGAGAAACAAUACUCCAGCGGAUCGGACAGCUCCGAGUUCUCCAAGAUGCAGGACGAUUUGUGUCAUAUUGCACACAAAGCUUAUUUCACGUUAAAGUCUGCAUACAGCGCAGUGUUCACCGAGCGAGAGAAGCUUAAGCGGCUAUUAGAGCAAGACUCUUCCCCGACCCCUCAAAUUAUGGGUUUGAAGAAUGCCUUAGCAGCAGCUGUAAAACAAAAUGCUGAACUUAAAGAACGCUUACACAGAGUACAUGCUGAUUCUUUGCUUCAUGAUUCAGCCCCUAUUGCAAAAUGCAGUCCAAUAAAGGAGAGGCCAUGUGACGAGAAAAGGCCCUUGGUUCAUCAGAUCUCCAAUGAAAGCCACCUGUCUAUCACAGAUUCCCUUACAGAGUUCUUUGAUGCUCAGGAAGUUCUACUGUCUUCGAGCUCAUCUGAAAAUGAGGUAUCAGAUGAUGACUCGUAUAUAAGUGACAACAUGUCAGAGGACAAUCUAAGCAAUGACAUUGACAAUGAAAGACAAUCUCUAGAUGGGACUUGUGUAGUAGAUGGUUUCCCAAAGCACAGAACGUGUCUUCCAGCUCCUUGUCCAAACACAAGUAAUAUCAGCUUAUGGAACAUUCUGAGGAACAAUAUUGGGAAGGAUCUAUCCAAGGUGUCCAUGCCCGUGCAGCUGAACGAGCCACUCAACACUCUGCAGCGAUUAUGUGAAGAACUUGAGUACAGUGAACUUCUAGACAAAGCAGCAGAGACUCAGGACCCAUUUGAAAGAAUGGUUUACGUUGCCACAUUUGCAGUAUCGACAUAUGCACCCAGUUUCUACAGGGCUGGUAGCAAGCCAUUUAACCCUGUGCUCGGAGAAACCUAUGAAUGCGCAAAUGAAGACAAAGGAUUCCGCUUUAUCGCCGAGCAGGUGAGUCAUCACCCGCCCGUAUCUGCCUGUCAUGCCGAAUCUGACAAAUUUGUGCUAUACCAAGAUAUUCGGUGGAAAAAUAAAUUUUGGGGUAAAUCUAUGGAAAUAGUCCCAAUUGGCACAACACAUUUGAUUCUUCCCGGUUUUGAGGACCAUUAUGAGUGGAACAAGGUGACCUCCUGCAUCCACAACAUUUUAAGUGGCCAGAGGUGGAUAGAACAUUACGGAGAAAUAAUAAUUAAAAACACCAAAAAUAGGAACUGUCACUGCAAAGUCAACUUUAUAAAGGCAAAGUAUUGGAAUCCAAAUGUGCAUGAAAUUGAAGGAUCAGUGAUGGACGGGAAUAGUAAAGUUGUAUAUCGGCUGUUUGGCAAAUGGCAUGAGAGUCUAUUCUAUGGAUCACCGUCUUCACCGAUCUGCAUCUGGCGGACAAACCCUAUGCCCAAGGACCAUGAGCUGUACUAUGGGUUUACAAAGUUUGCACUACAGUUAAAUGAAUUAGAGCCAAAGACAAAACCGCUGCUACCUUCGACUGACACCAGGGUCAGACCAGACCAAAGAUUGCUUGAAGAAGGGAAUGUGGAAGGAGCAGAAGCACAAAAACAGAGGAUAGAGCAGCAGCAGAGGGAGAGGAGAAGAGUUUUGGAAGAGAACAAUCUGGAGCACCAGCCUCGGUUCUUCAGAGUGUUGUAUAUCUAACUAUUCAUAAAGGUUCCCUUACCUCGAUAGUUUUGUUACUUUACUGCAUCACUAUGAAUAUUUGUUUAGAAAAAUGUGUAUAGGGGCAGCAUCCUUUUAAACCCGAAGACGAGGAUGAUUAGAUGGUGUAGUGGUUUCUGGAGGUGGUGGAAUAAUGACAAGAUGUCUUGCUCCUUUUUAUUUCUGGCCUAUCAAAUAUUCUGUUAGCCACUAACUUUUUAUAUGUACGUUUCGGUCAAGGAUUAAGGUAAUACUGUUCCUUUAUGAUACCAAUGUCACUUUUGCCUUCAAUUAUGUAAAUAAUGUAAAAUUACGCUGCUUAUAAAUGUAAUCUGACCAGUUGUAGCUUUGAACUGGUUGAAAUUGUCACAGUCAUAUAUAUACACAGUUUUUUCUGUUUUAUUAGUUGAAGCCUGCAGAUGUUUUUUUUUAUCUUGAACUGAAUGUAUCAGAUAAUAUAUUUUUAAAUAACUGUGACAUAAGAAGCUAUUACUACGUCUUCCAUGAAUAAAAAAUAGCCUUAGUUCUGUUGUACAAAUUGACACACAUACAGUGCAGUGGUCCCUCAAGUUACAAUGGUCAUCCUGGAACCAAUUAAUAUUGUAUGUUGAAACCAUUGUAACUUGAGAAAUUGGUUCCAAAGCCCCAAAAUUCCACCCAAGAUAAAAGAAAAUGAUGAUUUAAGAUAAAUAAGCAGCUAACACAGAUAAAACAAGUCCUUACGUAUAACAGUCAGGAAUAGCUGCUAACUAGCAACUUUACAGAUCUUUUUCCAGAGAAGUAGUUGGAUCUGAUUCUGAGGCAUUGUAUGUUGAGUCUAGUUUCAGUUUAUGAUGGGUCUGAAAAGACCAUUGUAUGUUGAAAAUAUUGUAUCCUGAGGUCAUUGUAUUUUGAGGGAUCACUUCAUGUAUAAACCUAAUAUUUAAUCAGAUAAGCUGCUAUAACAAAGUUUAAUUGUAGAUUUGUGAGUACGGCAUGACUGUUCUGUAUGAUGAUGUAAAUAAAACUUAU
This is a messenger RNA of Bufo bufo (common toad), 4119 nucleotides long. RefSeq names its product oxysterol binding protein like 3 (gene OSBPL3). NCBI's taxonomy places the organism in Eukaryota, Metazoa, Chordata, Amphibia, Anura, Bufonidae. The coding region runs from base 553 to 3108 and encodes 851 amino acids. Gene Ontology annotation, molecular function: cholesterol binding. The record is from RefSeq and is a predicted model, not a curated record. Gene Ontology annotation, cellular component: perinuclear endoplasmic reticulum; cytosol; plasma membrane. The transcript is spliced from 24 exons.